AUGGCCAGCGAAAGCGCAGAGAAGGAGACGAAGCCGGCAGAUCCCCUCGCAGAAGUCAACGCGCCGGUCGACUCGGAGCCGGCAUCGCCCGCCUCACCAUACGACCAUGGGGACGCAGAUGAGCACGACCAGUCUGACGAGCAGCGCGCCGAGCGGCAGGAGCUGAAGCACACGGAGAGCCACGCCACCGACUCGAGUGCCAUCACGCGCGCCACCACCAGGGGGUCCGUACCCAAGGCCAAGAAGCCAUGGUACAAGAACCCGAACCCCUUGCGAUGGGGGUCCAUCCCGCCUGUGCCCGAGGUCAGGCAGGUCUCGCCGGAGCACAAGGCGGGUUUCUUCAGCAAGCUGACUUUCCACUGGAUGGCUCCGUUCAUGAAUGUUGGCUACAAGCGGCAACUAGAGCAGGACGACCUUUGGACCGUGAACCCCAACCGUACGGCCGACGUGAUGUCAGCCAAGUGUAGGGAGUCAUUCGAGCGGCGGGUGAAGAAAGGCGACAAGUACCCACUGCUAUGGGCGCUGCACGAGACCUUUUUCUGGGAGUUCUGGGUCGGCGGGUUCUGCCAGCUCUGCUCCUCCAUUCUCCAGGUCAUGUCGCCCUUCACGCUGCGCUACCUGAUUGCCUUCGCGCAGGACGCGUACACUGCCUCGCAGACUGGGGGACCACCGCCAGCCAUUGGACCAGGCAUUGGCCUGGUCAUAGGAGUGACGAUCAUGCAGAUAUUACAAAGUCUAGGUGUUAACCACUUUAUCUAUCGCGGCAUGAUGAUUGGUGGGCAGUGUCGUGCCGUGCUGAUCAGCUUCGUUUUUGAGAAAUCCAUGGUCCUCUCUGGACGGGCGAAGGCGGGUGGUAAGCAGAUGAUCACAGAUGCCCCAGUUGACGAAAAGUCAGAAGAAAGGGGGAAUGAGAGCGAGGGAAAGAACAAGAAAGAGACGAAAAAGACGAAAAAGACGAAAAAGACGAAAGAUGAAAUCAAGGCCGAUAAGGCGGGCGUUGCAGGCGAUGGUACUGGCUGGGGCAAUGGGCGGAUUGUCAACCUCAUGAGUGUCGAUACUUACCGAGUCGAUCAGGCUUCCGCCUUGUUCCAUUUGAUCUGGACCUCGCCGAUUACUUGUAUCAUCACUCUGGUCGUUCUUCUCAUUAACUUGACGUACAGCGCACUGGCAGGUUUCGCGCUCCUCGUCAUCGGCAUUCCGGCCUUGACCAGAGCAAUUCGAUAUCUGUUCCGGCGCCGUACUCUCAUCAACAAGAUAACCGACCAGCGUGUGAGCUUGACCCAGGAGAUCCUGCAGUCCGUCCGAUUCGUCAAGUACUUCGGCUGGGAGGGGGCCUUCCUGGAGCGUCUAAAGGAAAUUCGAGGCCGCGAGAUCCGCGCCAUCCAAGUACUCCUUGCGAUACGUAAUGCUAUCAACGCUGUGUCGAUGUCGCUUCCAAUCUACGCAUCUAUGCUGUCGUUCAUUACAUACUCACUCACGAACCAUGGCCUGGCGCCUGCCGAGGUUUUCUCCUCACUCGCACUCUUCAACGGCCUGCGCCUGCCGCUCAAUCUGCUCCCGCUCGUCAUUGGGCAAGUCGUCGACGCCUGGUCCUCGCUCAAGCGUAUCCAAGAAUUCAUGCUGUCUGAGGAACAGGAAGACGACGCCGUGUUCAAGCCGGAAGGUGAGAGCGCCGUCAAGAUGAACAUUGCUAGUUUCACUUGGGAGCGCACGCCCACGCGAGAUCCUGAGAAAACGGUCGCCUCCGGCCCUGGGAAGAAGGGCGCUGCUGCAGAAGCACCACCAAAGAGCUCGAGGUCACCACCCAAGUCGGAGAAGAAUGCUGGAAGCUCAGAGGACAGUUCGGACGACACGGCUAGCACCCUUGUCGACGAACACCAACCGUUCAAGCUCCAGGGCUUGAACCUGGAGAUUGGCCGGAACGAGCUCAUUGCCGUUAUUGGUACCGUAGGUAGCGGCAAGAGUUCCUUGUUGGCUGCCCUUGCUGGUGAUAUGCGGAAGACGUCAGGUGAGGUUGUUCUGGGCGCCUCCAGAGCGUUUUGCCCGCAAUAUGCGUGGAUCCAGAAUGCAACUGUCCGAAACAACAUUCUCUUCGGCAAGGAAAUGGACCGUAAUUGGUAUAAGGAGGUUAUCAAGGCUUGCGCAUUGGAACCAGAUCUAGACAUGCUACCUAAUGGCGAUGCCACUGAGAUUGGCGAAAGGGGUAUCACAGUCUCGGGUGGUCAAAAGCAACGGCUCAACAUCGCGCGAGCAAUCUACUUCGACGCUGACAUCAUUCUUAUGGAUGACCCGCUGAGCGCUGUUGAUGCCCACGUCGGUCGGCACAUUAUGGACAAUGCCAUCCUCGGUCUUCUCAAGGACAAAUGUCGUAUUCUCGCAACCCACCAACUUUGGGUUCUUAGCCGCUGUGACAGGAUCGUCUGGAUGGACGGAGGAAAGAUCCGUGCCGUUGAUACCUUUGAUAACCUGAUGCGGGACUAUUCCGACUUCCAGCAUCUGAUGGAAACGACAGCUGUCGAGGAGAAGGAGGAAGAGCCUGACGCGGUGUUGGAAGACAAGACGGCUGAAGUCGAGAAGAGCAAGAAGAAAAAGAAGAAGAGCCCAGGCCUCAUGCAGGCGGAAGAACGUGCUGUGGCCAGCGUUCCGUGGUCGGUAUACGGCGCAUACGUUCGGGCUUCCGGGACCAUAUUCAACGCCCCCUUGACGUUCCUUGUUCUGCUGCUUUCCCAGGGCGCCAACAUUACGACAAGCUUGUGGCUCUCGUACUGGACAUCGGACAAAUUCGGAUACUCCACGGGAGUGUACAUUGGCGUGUACGCUGCUCUGGGAACGGCGCAGGCAGUUUUCAUGUUCACUUUCUCGAUCAUGCUGACGAUAUUUGGCACUAGCGCCAGCAAGACGCUUCUCAGACAGGCUGUGACGCGAACGCUCCGGGCGCCUAUGUCCUUCUUCGAUACCACCCCGUUGGGCCGCAUUACGAACCGGUUCUCGAGGGAUGUUGACGUGAUGGACAACAAUCUGAGCGACGCGAUGAGAAUGUACUUCCUGACGUUGGCUCAGAUCAUCUCAGUAUUCGCACUGAUUAUCGCGUUCUUCUACUACUUUGCCAUCGCACUGGUGCCGCUGGCGAUUCUUUUCGUACUGGCGGCGUCCUACUAUCGAGCCUCGGCCCGAGAAGUCAAGCGUUUCGAGUCUGUCCUCCGCUCCGCCGUCUUCGCCAAGUUCAGCGAGGGCCUCAGCGGCGUGGCAUGCAUCCGCGCCUACGGACUCCAAGACCGCUUCGUAGCGGAUCUGCGCAAGGCAAUCGACGAGAUGAACGCGGCGUACUACCUGACGUUCUCGAACCAGCGCUGGCUCUCGGUGCGUCUGGACUCCAUCGGCAAUGCGCUCGUCUUCACCACAGGUAUCCUGGUCGUGACGUCGCGCUUCAGCGUGUCGCCGUCCAUCGGGGGUCUCGUGCUCUCGUACAUUCUCUCUAUCGUCCAGAUGCUGCAGUUCACAGUGCGGCAGCUGGCUGAGGUCGAGAACGGCAUGAACGCCGUCGAGCGCCUGCUGCACUAUGGCACGAAUCUGGAAGAGGAGGCCCCCGAGCACACGGUCGAGGUUCGGCCGUCGUGGCCCGAGCGCGGCGAGAUCGUCUUCGACAACGUCCAGAUGCGGUACCGCGAGAACCUGCCGCUGGUGCUUUCUGGCCUGAACAUGCAUGUACGCGGCGGCGAGCGUAUCGGCAUUGUAGGUCGCACCGGCGCUGGCAAGAGCUCCAUCAUGUCGACGCUCUUCCGGCUGGUCGAGCUCUCGGGCGGCCACAUCACUAUCGACGGGCUUGACAUCUCGACGCUGGGCCUGCACGACCUGCGGUCCCGCCUUGCCAUCAUCCCGCAGGACCCAACACUGUUCCGCGGUACCGUGCGAAGUAACCUCGAUCCUUUUAGUGAGCACACGGAUCUGGAUCUCUGGUCCGCGCUGCGCCAGGCCGAUCUCGUGCCCGCGGACGCGCAGCUCGACGACCACACGAACCAGGGCAACAAGGACGCGUCGGCGUCGUCGGCGUCGCGCAUCCACCUCGACAGCGUGGUCGAGGAGGACGGGCUGAACUUCAGUCUGGGGCAGCGGCAGCUCAUGGCGUUAGCACGAGCACUGGUGCGCGGUUCUCGGAUUAUCGUGUGCGACGAGGCGACCAGCUCGGUCGACAUGGAGACGGACGACAAGAUCCAAAACACCAUCGCCGUCGGGUUUAGGGGCCGGACGUUAUUGUGCAUCGCGCACCGGCUGCGGACUAUUAUUGGUUACGAUCGUAUUUGUGUUAUGGAUGCGGGACGCAUCGCCGAGCUCGACUCGCCGCUUGCGCUGUGGGGGCGCGAGGGCGGGAUUUUUAGGGGUAUGUGCGAUCGUAGUGGGAUAAGGGUGGAGGAUAUAAGGGGGGCUGUUCGGGAGUUGAAUGAUGGGGAGGAGGUGGGCGCUGGGGGGGAGGGUUUGAGGGGUGAGGAAGGUUUGAAGAGGGAGAAGAAGGAAGGUGAAUGA
Molecule: messenger RNA, 4521 nt
Organism: Anthostomella pinea
Lineage: Eukaryota; Fungi; Ascomycota; Sordariomycetes; Xylariales; Xylariaceae
Source: the annotation of a GenBank genome assembly